AUGCCCCUUGUUCGAAACCCCAUUUUGCCAGGCUUCAACCCGGAUCCAUCAAUACUCCGUGUCAAGGAUGACUACUACAUUGCUACGUCAACUUUCGAAUGGUACGCAGGCGUUCAAAUCCACCACUCCAAGGAUCUUGCGAACUGGGAACUCGUGACACGGCCGCUGAGUAGGAAGAGCCAGCUUGACAUGCGUGGCAACCCAGAUAGCUGUGGAGUAUGGGCACCAUGUCUAAGUCACGAUGGCGAGAAGUUCUACCUGGUUUAUACCGACGUCAAGCGCAAAGAUGGCUCUUUCAAGGACACUCCAAAUUACAUAGUCACGGCAGAUCACAUCGAAGGCCCCUGGUCUGAUCCGUUCUACGUCAACUCAUCUGGAUUCGAUCCAUCUCUGUUCCACAACGAUGAUGGCAAGAAGUGGUUCGUCAACAUGCUGCAAGACCACCGUCGCCGCCCGAGAUCCUUCGCAGGUAUACGGUUGCAAGAGUGGGAUCCGAAAAGUCACCAAUUAGUCGGUCCUACCAAGACAAUAUUUCAUGGCACCGAGCUGGAUCUAGUGGAGGGUCCCCAUCUCUACAAAAGAAAUGGCUGGUACUACCUUCUCACUGCUGAAGGUGGAACGGCAUACGAGCACGCUUGCACUCUGGCUCGGUCACGCAACAUCUGGGGACCUUACGAACUACAUCCCCAGAAGCACAUCCUUACUUCGAAGGACGCCCCGCUCACCGCACUGCAAAAAGCAGGCCACGGUGACAUCAUCGAGACUCCGGAAGGUAAGACUUACCUUGUUCACCUCACAGGUCGCCCAACUACUCAAAAUCGGCGUUGUGUUUUGGGCCGCGAAACCGCGAUUCAGGAGGCCUACUGGAGCGACGAUGACUGGCUUUAUAUCAAAGACGGCCCCGUCCCGUCACUCUACGUCGACCUUCCUGCGACCCGUGAUGACACAGCAUACUGGGCGGAGCAAAACUACACAUUCUCCGCUCGGGCCGGUCUGCACAAGGACUUCCAGUGGCUACGCACACCCGAACCGGAGCGCAUCUUCAACGUCAAAGACGGUGAAUUGCAGCUCACUGGCCGCGAAGCGAUCGGUAGCUGGUUCGAGCAAGCACUAGUUGCAAGACGUCAAACACAUUUUUCGUAUGACGCAGAGACGACCAUCUCAUUCUCGCCAACCGAUGAGAGGCAAUUUGCAGGAUUGACGGCAUAUUACUGCCGCUUCAACUUCUUCUAUCUGACUGUCACGGCGCAUGCAGACGGCAAUCGCGAACUACUCAUUCUGACAUCUGAGAUGUCGUGGCCAGAUGGCAAUGUGAAGAUGCCACUAGCCGACUCUGUGAAAAUUCCGCAGGAAGGAAAGGUGAAAUUAGCGCUCAGCAUCCGUGGCAAGGCUCUGCAGUUUUCUUAUGCGGUGGAAGGAGACAAACUGAGGGAGAUUGGUCCUGUGUACGAUGCGAGUAUCCUAAGUGAUGAGUGUGGAGGGCAUCAGGCGCACGGUAGCUUUACAGGUGCGUUUGUGGGUGUUGCAGCGAGUGAUCUGAAUGGUACUGAGACGAAGGCUGGGUUUGAUUAUUUCAUAUACAGACCGGUCGAACACGAGUCGGAUCGGUAUGAUAUCUAAGGGCGUAAGAUCGUUUGUUGUAGGUCUCAUUUAAUUCAAUGUAACGUUCGUCCCA
This is a messenger RNA of Macroventuria anomochaeta, 1675 nucleotides long. Its product is annotated as glycoside hydrolase family 43 protein. NCBI's taxonomy places the organism in Eukaryota, Fungi, Ascomycota, Dothideomycetes, Pleosporales, Didymellaceae. The transcript has a single exon. The record is from RefSeq and is a predicted model, not a curated record. Bases 1 to 1620 code for a protein of 539 amino acids. Gene Ontology annotation, molecular function: hydrolase activity, hydrolyzing O-glycosyl compounds. Gene Ontology annotation, biological process: carbohydrate metabolic process.